Messenger RNA from Pyrenophora tritici-repentis Pt-1C-BFP, 2639 nucleotides. Its product is annotated as NahD, 2-hydroxychromene-2-carboxylate isomerase. NCBI's taxonomy places the organism in Eukaryota, Fungi, Ascomycota, Dothideomycetes, Pleosporales, Pleosporaceae. The record is from RefSeq and is a predicted model, not a curated record.
UACAGGCCUCUGUUAGGCAACACGCCAUGCUGCGUAUGUCAGGGGACAGACAAACAGAUCAACAACAGCUCUUUGAUCUUUGGGCGUUGCGGAACGAGCUCCCUGAGACAGUCAGACGCUACAAGGCGUACACUGAUCAGUUUGAACAGUGGCUCAUAAAGACGGCGAUUCAGCGCGAGGUCGAGGUCGCAGAGAUAAUCAACACAAAAGCGCAGAAGAACAAGGGCAAGAAGGGCUACAGGCUGGCGAUUGGACAGCAGAAGCAGCUCGUCGAGGCGAUCGCGUCUACCAAUACUCCCCUCAAUGACACGUCUGGCUUGCUUGACCUCAGUGACGCCAUUCGCUCGCGCAAAGAAGUGGCCGAGUACCAUCGCUUCCAGAACUCCGAAGACGAUGGGCAUGCAUACUUUAACUUGAACCUCGAGGGAUUCAUGACAUCCCUGAGUCGCCUUGUUGUCCCCAAGAUGUUCAGAAGCGAAGAGCCCAAAGAAAAGAGUCCAGUCACCUACCUUCUUCGUUUCGGAGGUCCAGAUACUGUUGCCGAGGAACAGAACGAGCGACUCAAGAAGAUGCGCGAGGAAGAAGAUGAGGAUGUCGAGGUCGAGGACGAUAGUCAGCCACGUCCGGUUCCGGUACCGCCGAAGAAGAAGAACCCCGACGAACAACCUAUGACUGAAGCCGAAACGCUACUGCAGACAGAGCAUACACUCAUUUGCUUUCUCUACAACUAUAAUCGCCUCCGCCUCGUCGUUCGAGAUACUUGGGAUGCAUACCAUAACGGCGAGAUCACUGCAGUCACCGCAGGACUGGUGACGGACCUUGUACAGAGUCACCUCCACCAGGACGUAAACGCUAUUACCGAGGAGCUGGAAUUGCGACCAGGAGAGCUACCCAUCCUCUUGCAUACACUGCAGAAGAAGUUAAACACUCCUCAUGACCAUCCCGCCCAAGCUGCAGACGGCAUAGUUGAAGUACACCACGUACGCUAUCUCUUCGCGUAUGAAGGUACAUAUCUCUUCUUAAGGUACCACCGCAAGGACGCGCCACCAGGGCCUUUAGAUGCAGAAGGCAAACCCCACAAGCAUUGGGCUUCGAACUGGAUACAUUUCUAUGACUUGAUCAGGAAGAGUGAGCUUAAGCUGCCGAAAUGGGAUCACUUUACUGAGGAGAUACUAAUGCACCCGUCUCCCUCCCGCAGCUACCUCCCUCUUGGACUACAAAUCAUCCUCGACGUCAUAGAUAUCACAAAUCCAGAUAGCCGUAAGCUGUUGUUCGACUUGAGGGAACACGGUCUGGAAGUCUCCAACUGCAUCCGCCUCCACAUAGAGUUUGAGGACCGCAUGUGGGCGAAUGAUAACAAGCCAGACUACUUCACCAGUGAGGAAGUCAAGUUCAGUAACACAUACUUGGCAACGGCCACCCAUCUACUCGAAUGGGUGCAGGAACUGAUCAAGUCGAAAACAGGGCCGGACGGAGAGCAAAUAAUGACCGCAGGUGUUUUUGUUACACUCCAUGCUACGCUCGCGGGUAUGUCAAUGUGGCAUUUCAAUGUCUCCUACCAAGGUGCGGCCAUCGUGAAGACCCAGUGGUUCGUCAAUGCACUUGCCCACCUAUACAAUGCCGCGCGCCAGAUUGGUGGCCUAGACUUAGAAUGGCCUGACCUCGAGUUCCUUAUCAAGACACAGGGAGAGAAGCGUAUCUUCCAAGGCGAUCGUCCUACAAGCCCCGACGACUUCUUCAGCCGGUUUCUUUUAUCCUCUACCGCUGUCUCAAGUCGUGCCUUUGCCUCCGAUUACCGCCAUGGCAAUACCAAAAGCCAGCAUAUGCCGAACAUGUCUUCAAGCGCGCAGAAGAAUCACGGCUUCAUACCAGAUCUACCACUAGAGAUGAAGAUCCGCGAAUUCUACACCACAAAUUCCACAGACGAGAACCGAUGGAUCCGGCGCCAUGCUGUCUUCAACUAUCUACACACCAAACGUGAAGAGAGUACUCCUGUAGCAGACAGCAAGGAAGUACUUACCCGUCUCGAAGAUCUCCGCAAAGCCUUUAAAUCCUUCACCACAAAGAUAUCUCCCCCAAAGCCCAAGAAGAGAAAGGGAAAGAAAUCCAAGCCCAAGGUCAACAAACCCGACUUUUGGUCCCAAGACGAGACCCACGCUGACCUCCUCACCACCAUGCGCACCGAACUCGCCGCAAACGAAGUCCACAACAACUUCGAUUACCUCUCCUUCUACCGCCGCGCCUUCACCCUUGUCAUGGCGAUUCGAGAGAAGGUGCUGCUUGGUGACCGUCUCCGCAGUCUACACGCCACACAUGUAGACGAGGAGAAGGAACCAAGCAACUUCACGCUCAUCUGUGAGCUCUUCCGCGAAAUGCGGAUAGGCGAGAAGACGAGGGCAGAGAAGGAGGACGAGGAAAAGGGGCUGGGCACACAACUCUCGACCAAGGUGGUGCCUGUAGGGCAGCUGGGCGCCGUCACGGAUAUGAUCCGUGACCUCAUCGGCCGGGAGGGCGGUGAAGAGCUCAAGCGCGCUCAGCUGCGGCGGGACCGUGACUGGGAGGGCCUCAAGGCCGCGUAUGCGGCCGAGGAGGAGAAGGAAGCGGCAGUUGGCGGAGACGUGGUGCUGGCGGCUGAGUAG